Molecule: messenger RNA, 453 nt
Organism: Cyclocybe aegerita
Lineage: Eukaryota; Fungi; Basidiomycota; Agaricomycetes; Agaricales; Hemipholiotaceae
Source: the annotation of a GenBank genome assembly
AUGAAUCCAGUUACCAUUCAAACUGGCCUUCUGACUAUGAUCGUCGCGUCUCUGGACCUCCUGUUCUUCCUCAUCGACCCAACAGGAACGCACCUCCUCUUCAACUUCUCGCUCUCGAAGCUCUACUCGAACUCCCUCAUGAGUAGCCUGAACUCACGUCGUGGGUGGGGCAUUGCCGGCACCGCUGGAACUCAGUCUGGGGGCUACGGCGCACAGUCGGAACCCAAUGCCGCGCAACGACACGUCCAUAUCUCAAGUAUGAAAAAACCUAAUGAGAUGAUAGAUGUCGAAGGCGGAGUUUUCGUCCACGUCGAGUCGCACGAGCUGCGCGAUGUUCCAACGGGCGACAAUACGCCGGAUGAAAAGCCAAGAACUCUGGGGUCAGAACACUCAGUGGAACAGCAGGUGGGUGUAGACGAUUGGGGAAGGGGGAAAAGCCAGUGGAUUCGCUGA